CCCUCCACCUUGAGCCACACGGAAAGUGUUGUGAGUUGCGGAAAACUGUCUGAAGCAACACGGGGAAAGAUCACUCGCAGAUGAGUGUGAAGCACAUAACAAUUAAGCGAAGAGGACAACAACCUCAACCGCAACGAUGCCAUGCAGAUGCACAUUUAUUUACGUGCCCCUUCUGCACAACUGGCACAUGCAAGCCAAGACAGUACCAUCAAAUAAUGACCCAUAUAGCUGGGCAUAAACUGAGGGCUGUUGAACAUGGAGAUUAUGUUAUAUACAGCUGUAGCAUUGGCAGUUGUGGAAAGGCCAGACAUUUUCACUGCUGCCAGUGUCCCCAGACCUACAUUAAUAAAGCAGCCCUGAAAAGGCAUCUUUGCAACAUUCACCCCAUAACGACUUCCACUCCAGAUCCACAACCAGUAGGUUACCAACCACAAGGACCUCCCGUGCAGCAACCAGCACCUCGUCCACCAGAAUCAUCAGCUCCUCCAGUGGUUAAGAGAAAGCAAAUCUCUGUCCAGUGUCCGCACUGUAGGCUGAGUCUGAAUCGUAAAAAUUUAAAGAUACACAUCGAGCGAAAACAUCAUGAAGCUGCACAUCCUGUAACGUCAAUAUAUCAUGUACCAGCACAGUGUGUUGAUAAAAACAAUGGCAUAUAUAUCAUAGCAAAAACAUUUAUUGGGCCCUGCGUAUUGUCAAUAAAGUGAUCCUUUUGUUUGAG
Molecule: messenger RNA, 718 nt
Organism: Xyrauchen texanus (razorback sucker)
Lineage: Eukaryota; Metazoa; Chordata; Actinopteri; Cypriniformes; Catostomidae
Exons: 3
Coding region: 81-704 (207 amino acids)
Source: RefSeq, a predicted model, not a curated record